AUGACGAAAGGUGUACACUGGGCGGAACAUUGUCACAUUAAUUGUUUUGCAGCCUCGGUUUAUCGUCAAGGUGACAGAUUGUUGGACAUUCCCUGCAAGGUGUGUGGAGACAGGUCUUCGGGCAAGCACUACGGUAUUUACUCCUGCGACGGAUGCUCGGGGUUCUUUAAGCGCAGCAUCCACCGGAACAGAGUGUAUACUUGCAAGGCUACGGGGGACAUGAAGGGCAAGUGUCCUAUCGACAAGACUCACCGGAACCAGUGUCGAGCCUGUCGACUCAACAAGUGCUUCGACGCUGCCAUGAACAAGGAUGCAGUGCAACAUGAACGGGGGCCUCGCAAGAGCAAGAGUAAAGACAGCCCACUAGCGGGCCUCGGAAGCAUGCUUCACCCAGACCACUACCCAUCCCAGGACCAGUCUAAGGUGCCCCCGCUGCUCUUUCCGCCUCCACCAAUGCCCUCGCUCAAGCACCACGCCCCUCAUAUGUUCCCCGAGGGUAUCCUGGCGCCCACGCCUAUCUUCAUGCCCCAUGUGCCCACGUCCCAGCCCCAUGGGCUCCUCCAUAUGCUCUCCUCAGCCGAAAAAUUCCAGAACGGCAAGCUACCCAUCACGAGCAUGGCCGGAGGCGGAGGCUUGUCAGAGGUAGCUAUGUCCCUACCACAGGCACCUACUUUGCUGCCUUUCGCUCCUUCCUGGGACAUAUUUCAGUGUGUGAUAGUGAAGGUGUGUUAUUCUCUUCCACAGUGUGUGUUAGUGGAGGAGUCUUGGAAGGAGCUGUUCCUGGUGCAUCUAGCUCAGUGGUACCUCCCACUCGACCUCAGUGCUCUCCUCCAGUCCCCAGCAGCACACUCCAGGCUUGGCAGUGACGAGCGGACAGCCCUGGAGCUAGCUACUAUACAGGAUGUGUUGAGACGCUUCCGACACCUGUCUCCCGACAACACAGAGUGUGGCUGCCUGAAGGCAGUCGUCCUUUUCAAACCAGAUGCUAGUGGCCUCGUAGAUGUCCAUCCCGUAGAGAUGCUGCAGGACCAGGCACAGUGCAUUCUUAGCGACUACAUCAGGACGAGGUUACCGAGGCAGCCGACUCGCUUUGGACGACUCCUGUUGCUAUUGCCUGGGCUGAAGACAGUGCGAGCUUCGACAGUGGAGGGCCUCUUCUUCAAGGACACGGUGGGAGACACGCCAAUACACAGGCUCGUCCUCGAUAUGUACACCAUGGACAAAAACGACCAGGGAGGGGUGUGAGUAGACUCACCCCUCCUCCCGAACGUGUAGAGUGUAGAGCCUGGAGUGUGGAGACUGGAGUGUGAAACCUGGAGUGUGGAACCGGGAGUGUGGAGCCUGGAGUGUGGAGACUAGAGUGUGGAGACUGGAGUGUGGAGUCUGGAGUGUGAAUCUUGGUCUCCAGCUCGUGAUCUCCAGUUAAUCGGCUUCUGAGCUCCGGUUCUCCAUCAGCUUUUGUUUCCCGGUUCGUCAGUUUCUGAUCUCCGGCUCAUCAUUCCUAAUUUCAGAAAAAAUCGUGUUCUGGAUGGAGACACUCUGAGGCUGCCCUCAACCUGCCAAAUCCUACAUGUCGAGGCUUCAGUUCCUGAUGUCCGACUAAUCAACUUCUGUUCUCCGGGUAAUCAGAUGCUGGUUGGAGUUUGCCUGAUGUUUGCCCCUCAGCUCCCCGAAUCGGUAAACGAGGCAACGAACCAACAAAUAGACGACAGACGCAUAAAACAACGUAAGACGUUGUUGUCGUUUUGUCAUUUGAAAUUCGCGUGUUAAACACACCUUUCCAGUGAUAUGCGAGUUGAGAAGCUUUGACGAGAACAUUAUCAAAAUAUCGGACGCAUGUAACGCUGAAUCAGUUGUAGUAAAUAGUACACAAAGGGGAAAAAACUCAGAAUUUUUAUGUUUGUACCUAAUCUCUUAGCAAAGAGAAGAUUCAGUGGAGAGCAGGACCUCGAGCACUAUUAUUCUUUGCUUCAAGUGAAGAUUAUAACAAACCUGAACGUGUUUAGCUCAGGAAAUAGUGUUACCAGGGACAAGGAAUAAAACGAGGGGAGUUUCUUACAGCCUCUAGUACAAGCUAUGCGCUGUACGAAAGGCAAGACCACAGCUUCUCUCAUGGUCAUCUUCCUCAACAGUACUCAAACUAAUCACGUCCUGGUUGCAGUCCACACUUCUCUAACAAUCUUAAGCUUUACAUAUCAAUGCACAUAAGCUAAUUUUACAUUAAAUCUCUUCGGGUCUACAGUUAUUAUAUGUAAUUCACGCCUAGCCAAAGAUGAGCCACUGUCACAUUAAAGUAUUUUCACAAACUGUUUGGUUGCAGUGGAAGUCAAACCAGACGUGGAAAAUAUCAACACACUAACCACUUCAAACAUCUGCGUAAUAUGACAUGAGAAGAAAGAGAAACAGAGGAAGUUUGAAGGAGAGACUAAAACAUAUUCCACGCACGAGUAUCAUUAAAGAUCUAUCGUAACUCACAGUCCAAGAGGACUUUCACUUGCAACUUUAUAGGCAUGACCCUUCUUCUUCCUUCCUGGAUAGGAAAAUGUAGAAGGGGAUGAUGCAAGGAACUAUCCCUUGUUACAGUACACCUGUUAUCGCUCUAGAGCAGUGGUCCUCAACCUUCCUACAUACAUCUGAUGCUCAAAUAUGUGAUGAGGGCCGCACAGCUUUGUUGACACCGUGCAGUGUGGAACCAACAUGUGAGGGCUGCAUCCAUUUCCUAAAAGAGGCACAUCCGGCCGCAGGCUGCAGGUUGGGGACACCCUACUCUAGAGCAAUUAAAAAAAUCUUCUUUAGUUUUGGUAUGGUAGCAACUACUACGAGAAAAUCUAAUGUCAUCAUCUGUGUCCAGUUGUGGUCACUACAACUACGAGUUACGAAUGCUCAGCUACACAUUCCUCGAUUUUCUACAGGGAAGAGAAGACACAUGAAUCAUCAAUGAAUGUAUUGUAUUUAUGUUUUGUCUCCUUGUUAUUGGUAAACUUCUUAUUUUGGUUUGGCGAGAGAAAUGUCCUCUUUUGCGUGACGCAUGGGCAAGCCAAACGGCACAUAUAAUUGUUUUUCACCUCUACCUGAGAGAUAACAUUUAUUCUCUGUCUCUCUCUCUCUCUCUCUCUCUCUCUCUCUCUCUCUCUCUCUCUCUCUCUCUCUCUCUCUCUCUCUCUCUCUCUCUCUCUCUCUCUCUCUCUCU
This is a messenger RNA of Cherax quadricarinatus, 3190 nucleotides long. The record is from RefSeq and is a predicted model, not a curated record. NCBI's taxonomy places the organism in Eukaryota, Metazoa, Arthropoda, Malacostraca, Decapoda, Parastacidae.